Molecule: messenger RNA, 1767 nt
Organism: Mus pahari (shrew mouse)
Lineage: Eukaryota; Metazoa; Chordata; Mammalia; Rodentia; Muridae
Gene: Eif2s1
Product: eukaryotic translation initiation factor 2 subunit alpha
Exons: 8
Coding region: 420-1367 (315 amino acids)
Cellular component (GO): eukaryotic translation initiation factor 2 complex; eukaryotic translation initiation factor 2B complex; eukaryotic 48S preinitiation complex
Molecular function (GO): translation initiation factor activity; ribosome binding; RNA binding
Source: RefSeq, a predicted model, not a curated record
AGGGAUGGGUCAGGAGAGGAUCACGCUCCUCCUCUUCCUCGGCUUUCCGCCGUUCGUCACAGCGCCCUCUCUUGGUUGACGAAAACUUAAAGCGCUCAUCCCGGAGCAAGAAACAGAAACUUACCUCUCUUUUGAGCCUAGCAAGCUCCCUCCGCAAAAAUCUAUAAACACCAAGGGAAGUGACUCCUAUGGGUUCACACCGCCCAUAUCAGGAGGACCGAGACUCUAUGGUUAGUGGUGACGAAGGACCCUUUUCUGUCGGCGCCUGCGCAGUGAGAGGCGGCUCCGCAUGCGCGCUGGGUUGGGCGAAGCGCACGCUGAGGAGCUUCGGCGUCCGGGGUUGGUGUUCCGAGACUCCUCGUUGCCACUAAGCAGCACGGCGUGGGACCCUACUUCGGGAUUCACACAUCCACUUCAGAAUGCCGGGUCUAAGUUGUAGAUUUUACCAACACAAAUUUCCUGAGGUGGAAGAUGUAGUGAUGGUGAAUGUAAGAUCCAUUGCUGAAAUGGGGGCCUAUGUCAGCUUGUUGGAGUACAAUAACAUCGAAGGCAUGAUUCUUCUUAGUGAAUUAUCCAGACGACGUAUCCGUUCUAUAAACAAACUGAUCCGAAUUGGCAGAAAUGAAUGUGUAGUUGUCAUUAGAGUGGAUAAAGAAAAAGGAUACAUAGAUUUGUCAAAAAGAAGAGUUUCUCCAGAGGAAGCAAUCAAAUGUGAAGACAAAUUCACAAAAUCCAAAACUGUUUAUAGCAUUCUUCGCCAUGUUGCUGAGGUAUUAGAAUAUACCAAGGAUGAGCAGCUGGAGAGCCUGUUCCAGAGGACUGCCUGGGUCUUUGAUGACAAAUACAAGAGACCUGGAUAUGGUGCCUAUGAUGCCUUUAAGCAUGCAGUCUCAGACCCAUCUAUCUUGGAUAGUUUAGAUUUGAAUGAAGAUGAAAGAGACGUACUCAUUAACAAUAUCAAUAGGCGUUUGACCCCACAAGCGGUCAAAAUUCGAGCAGAUAUUGAAGUAGCUUGCUAUGGUUACGAAGGCAUUGAUGCUGUAAAAGAAGCCCUGAGGGCAGGUUUGAAUUGUUCUACAGAAACCAUGCCCAUCAAGAUUAAUCUAAUAGCUCCACCCAGGUAUGUGAUGACAACAACGACCCUAGAGAGGACAGAAGGCCUCUCUGUCCUCAAUCAGGCUAUGGCAGUCAUCAAAGAGAAGAUUGAGGAGAAGAGGGGAGUCUUCAAUGUUCAGAUGGAGCCCAAAGUGGUCACAGAUACAGAUGAGACUGAACUUGCAAGACAACUGGAACGGCUUGAGAGAGAAAAUGCAGAAGUGGAUGGAGAUGAUGAUGCAGAAGAAAUGGAAGCCAAAGCUGAAGAUUAACAUUUUAGAAACAGUCCAAUUUAAGGAGUACGAAGCAGCCCUUCCUGGCUGUAAACCCUAGACUUGAAAGUUUUCCAGUAUUGAAAACUUCAAAGCUGAAUAUUUUUAUUUCCAAGUAUUUAAGUAUUCAACAAGCCAGAAUCUAAGUGCCCUCCUUCAUGUCAGCUGUUUUCACAUAGUGGCUCUAACACCUCAAGCGGUUUUUAAGGGAGUGGCUUGAUUUGACCAGAGAUGAAUCUUAAACAGCAGUCCUAAUAUUGGGCUUACAGUUUCCAUUUCUCGUGUCUCUGGAAUGGCACCCUUAUGGUUCAGAGAUUUACCAGGGGCUCCAAACACAAUCCCAAUCUUUCUAUAUAAAAUGUAUUCAAGCAAACAUCAAAUAAAUUUCUGGGAUAUUUAA